Colletotrichum acutatum is the source of this 752-nucleotide messenger RNA. RefSeq names its product hydrophobic surface binding protein A-domain-containing protein. Lineage: Eukaryota; Fungi; Ascomycota; Sordariomycetes; Glomerellales; Glomerellaceae. Gene Ontology annotation, cellular component: extracellular region. The annotation marks the transcript as partial. The transcript has a single exon. The record is from RefSeq and is a predicted model, not a curated record.
GUCCAAACCUCAUUCACAGAUUCCUUGCCCACCUACUAUCCGUCACCUCAUAAUCCAAACCCACCGAGCUGGAACGAUCUGAAGUUCCUCCUCGUUUGUCUGCUCCCUCCUUCCCACCACACUCUCUUUAAUCUUGAAGGAAGCAGAACUUCAAUCCUUUCCGUCCCAGGAGACGAGCUUCCGGCAGGCUCACGAUGUUACUGCGUUCUCUGUUGUCUUUUACCUUUGCUGCGGUCACAGUUCUCGCCGCUCCUGUCUCUAUACAACAUGCCAAGUACAAGCGCGACCUGGCAACGAUUCAAGCAGCUCUGAACACCAUCAACUCUGCGCUUCAAGGUCUCGAUAACUCCGUGAAAGCCACUAACACGGUCACCCUCGGAGGCGGAAUCCAGCUCUUGAACGCCGUCGGCAACGUAAAGAGCUCCAUCGAGGACGCCACGACCCAGGUCCAAGGAUCCGAAGUUCUCAACAAAAAGGAUGCGCUCAACCUCAAGGCUGCUACGGACGCUCUCACAAACAACGUCAAGGUCACCAUCAAUGAUGUUGUAGCGAAGAAGUCUCUGGUUGACUCUCUAGGUGCAACACCGCUGGUGGCUGUUGCUCUUCAGGAUCAAAAGUCUGCUAGUGUCGCCCUCGCCCAGGCUCUCGUUAGCAAGGUCCCUCCCGAACUUAAUGGCGAUGCGCAAAAAAGCGCGACGGCUCUCAGCACCGUUCUUGACCAAGGCAUCGGCGUCUUUGGUGGCACUUCUGUC